Staurois parvus is the source of this 416-nucleotide messenger RNA. Lineage: Eukaryota; Metazoa; Chordata; Amphibia; Anura; Ranidae. The record is from the annotation of a GenBank genome assembly.
UCAGAGACAUAGCGGGACUGCGGCGGGCAUUCUGACACGGGGGGAACUUACUUGGUGUCACUGACAUCCCCAGUGACACCAAUACAGUGAUCAGUGCUAAAGAAAAACACUGGCACUGUGCUAAUGGCACUGGGCAGGAAGGGGUUAACAUAAGAGGCGAUCAAAGGGUUAACUGUGUGCUGGGUGUGUUUUACUAUGGGUCCAUGUGUUUGUGCUUCACUGCAAGCACACUGCUUUGUAUGGCUGUCCUAUGCACAGCCAUGCAAAGCAGUGUGCGUGAGCUGACAGGGAGGAGAACUGCUUUGUUUUUAAACAGUUCUUCUUCCCGUAGGAGUUCCUUAGCAAUCACUGGGCACCAGCGAAUAAUCACUGGCUGGGACCGGGUGAUUGACAGCCACAGCUUUGAAUGGAGGCAC